CUCUCUCUCUCUCUCUCUCUGGCUCUGAGUUUCGUUGUAUUGUCUGUGGUCUGAGCAUAUUUAUAGGAAAAGUCGGCGGCAUUAAAACAUACAGCAUUUCAUUAGUGAAGUGCGUUACAGUGUUGUUCACUGUUUCUGUUCCAAUCUCAGAGCUUUAUUCUCUCUCUCUCUCCCUCGGAACAGAGCACACAAUCUUCUCUCUCUCUCGUUUCUAUUCUCUCUCGCUCUCUCUUGUUCCAUCUCUCUCGCUCUCUAUAUAUAGUAUAGUUUCGGACACUGUGUUUGGCUUCUGAGAUUAGAGAACGAGACAGAACAAGAAGUUCAUUUCUUCUCAGAAACAGAGGUGUACGGAUCAGCCAGCACGCGUCCGGAGAAAGGUCGGCGGGAAAAUGUCGAGGGAGCAGCAAGCGGAGGAGGCGAUAGUGGUCUCCGGCGGAGGAGAGGCGGAAGACGACGUCGGAGGAAAGGCAGAGGAGACGGAGGAUGUCUCCGCCGGCGCCGGCGGCUUCAGCGUGAAGAGCUUCCUCUGGCACGGCGGCUCGGCCUGGGACGCCUGGUUCAGCUGCGCUUCCAACCAGGUGGCGCAAGUGCUGUUGACGCUGCCGUACUCAUUCUCACAGCUGGGGAUGAUAUCGGGGAUAUUGCUUCAGAUAUUCUACGGUCUCAUGGGGAGCUGGACCGCUUAUCUCAUCAGCGUUCUCUACGUCGAGUAUCGAGCUCGCCAGGAGAAACAAGGCAAAUCCUUCAAGAACCAUGUCAUUCAGUGGUUCGAGGUGCUUGAUGGAUUGCUGGGUCCGUAUUGGAAGGCAGCAGGGCUCGCAUUUAAUUGUACCUUCUUGUUAUUUGGAUCCGUCAUACAGCUCAUCGCUUGUGCCAGCAAUAUAUACUAUAUAAACGACAGGUUGGACAAAAGGACAUGGACUUACAUAUUCGGCGCGUGCUGCGCGACGACGGUGUUCAUACCGUCGUUCCACAACUACCGCAUUUGGUCGUUCCUCGGCCUCGGCAUGACCACCUACACUGCUUGGUACCUCGCCGUCGCCUCCUUCCUCCACGGCCAGGUGGAGGGCGUGAUACAUUCUGGUCCGACCAAACUGGUUCUCUACUUCACGGGAGCCACCAACAUCCUUUACACCUUCGGUGGCCACGCCGUUACUGUGGAAAUAAUGCAUGCGAUGUGGAAGCCGAGGAAGUUCAAGUACAUUUACUUGCUUGCGACGCUGUACGUGUUCACGUUAACGCUGCCGUCAGCCUCCGCCGUCUACUGGGCGUUCGGAGACCAACUCCUCAACCAUUCCAACGCCUUCUCUCUCCUCCCCAAGACCGGCUUCCGUGACGCCGCCGUUAUCCUCAUGCUCAUUCACCAGUUUAUAACGUUUGGGUUCGCAUGUACGCCGCUGUACUUUGUGUGGGAGAAAGUGAUAGGGAUGCAUGAGACGAAGAGCAUAUGCAUGAGGGCGUUAGCGAGGCUACCGGUGGUGGUGCCGAUAUGGUUUUUGGCCAUCGUUUUCCCAUUCUUCGGUCCCAUCAACUCGGCCGUGGGGGCUCUCCUCGUCAGCUUCACCGUCUAUAUCAUCCCCUCCCUUGCCCACAUCCUCACCUACCGCUCCUCCUCCGCUCGCCAGAACGCGGCGGAGAAGCCGCCGUUAUUCAUGGGGGGAUGGGCCGGAGUUUACGUACUGAACGCAUUCAUAGUGGUGUGGGUGCUGGUGGUGGGGUUCGGGUUCGGCGGCUGGGCGAGCAUGACCAAUUUCAUCAAGCAAAUCGACACUUUCGGCCUCUUCGCCAAAUGUUACCAGUGCAAGCCUCCCCCCUCCCCCGCCCAUCUCCACCACCCGUGAUUGAGCCACCCUCCUCUUGGUUUCACAUAUAUACAUACAUACAUAUAUAUACAUAUGUAUGGGGUGGUUUUGUAUUAGGGUUUGAUGAUUUCAUUUAGUUGUUUACAAUUUGAACGUAUAUGAUAUGAUGGUUCCUUUUGCUGUUUAUUGUUAAUGGGGGGAGAAUUGUUGUGUUGUA
Molecule: messenger RNA, 2019 nt
Organism: Tarenaya hassleriana
Lineage: Eukaryota; Viridiplantae; Streptophyta; Magnoliopsida; Brassicales; Cleomaceae
Product: auxin transporter-like protein 1
Exons: 9
Coding region: 390-1841 (483 amino acids)
Cellular component (GO): plasma membrane
Source: RefSeq, a predicted model, not a curated record